Molecule: messenger RNA, 633 nt
Organism: Helobdella robusta
Lineage: Eukaryota; Metazoa; Annelida; Clitellata; Rhynchobdellida; Glossiphoniidae
Exons: 4
Coding region: 1-633 (210 amino acids)
Cellular component (GO): peroxisomal membrane
Source: RefSeq, a predicted model, not a curated record
AUGUUAUCUACGACCUUAGUCCUACUGAAUGCUCUGCUGCGAAAUAAAAAAUAUAGACCUCUCUUGUUGGUAAUAAAGGGAUUUCGAAACGGAGCGGUCUAUGGAGCAAAAGUCAGAUUUCCACAUGCAUUUGUCAACUCAUUUUUAUUCAAGACUGCAACAUUCCAAGAGCAUGUUAGAGCCAUAAUCAAAGCAACCUAUACACAUUCAAGAAACUUGGCUUCCUACGUGGCCAUAUACAAAAUAAUUAGCAUAUUCUUGCAAAGAUUCAACAUCCUUCAAAAUUCUAAAUAUGGUGUAAACCACUUUCUAGCAGCUGUUAUCGGGGGAUUUUGUGUCUUUGGUCAGGAAAACAAAAUCAAUGAGCAAAUAAACUUGUACCUGCUUUCCAGGGUGAUUUACGGAUUGGUAAAAUUACUGGCAAACAAAGGGUACAUCUAUUCACCUAGCAGAAAGACAAGUUUUUCAAUGUUCGGUUGCCUAGUCUGGGGACUGGCAGUGUGGCUCUUCGAAAUGAACCAAGGUAGCGAAAGGGUUCUCCAGCCAUCCUUGCAGUCAUCAAUGACUUAUUUAUAUCAUGAUAGUAACUUAUGGUCCAAUGUUGAUGACUUUUUGUUCAAAAAUAGGCCGUAG